AUGAAGACAACAGCAUUGGGCACUAUUGCACCAGCAGGUGCUUUGCCCAGUGAUUUAGUCAAUGAUGACAUCAUGCCAAGAAUGGGCUAUACCAUUUUGGCAGUCAUCAUUGGUUUCUUCUCCUUUUUUGGCGUCAUAUUGAAUGUGACUGUGAUCAUUGUGACGUUACAGCAUCGGCAGCUCCGACAACCACUGAACUUUGCUCUGGUCAACCUUGCUGUGGCUGAUCUUGGCUGUGCAACAUUUGGGGGGCUGCCAACCAUGGUGACGAAUGCCAUGGGUUACUUCAGCCUGGGCAGACUGGGAUGCGUGCUGGAGGGUUUCGCUGUGGCAUUCUUUGGUAUUGCUGGACUUUGCUCUGUUGCGAUCAUUGCGGUUGAGCGCUGCAUGGUGGUUUGCAGACCGGUGGGUUCAAUCACGUUUCAAAUGAAGCAUGCGGUAACAGGAGUGGUUGUUGCGUGGGUCUGGUCUUUUCUCUGGAACACUCCACCACUGUUUGGAUGGGGCAGAUAUGACCUGGAGGGUGUAAGGACGUCAUGCGCUCCUGACUGGUACAGCAGAGAUGCGGGCAACAUGUCCUAUAUCACGUGCUACUUUCUACUGUGCUUUGCACUGCCUUUCUCCGUAAUUGUGGUCUCCUAUACACGCCUCCUAUGGACGCUGCGACAGGUGAGCAAACUGAAAAUGUCAGAGGGAGGAAGUACUGCCCGAGCAGAGACGCAAGUGGCCUGUAUGGUGGUGGUCAUGGUGAUGGCCUUCCUGCUCACCUGGCUGCCAUAUGCAGCAUUUGCAAUGUCUGUGAUCCUGAACCCAGUGCUUCACAUUGACCCACUCAUCGCCACAGUACCCAUGUAUCUGGCCAAGAGCAGCACUGUUUUCAACCCUAUCAUCUACAUUUUCAUGAACAGACAGUUCAGAGAACGAGCUGUGCCGUUCCUGCUCUGUGGCAGAAACCCGUGGGCUGCUGAGCCAGUGGAAUCAGAAGAGACGACAGUCUCAACUAUCAGCAGGAGCAACAUGGUGUCACCUUCAUAAUUAUACACAGCCCUUCCACACAAGCUCUUUUCAGACCUGUAAAAUAUCACUCUCAAGAGCUUCUAACAAGGGUCUAAAGGUUGUUUAAUGGCACAGUUUUUCUCUUAAAG
Molecule: messenger RNA, 1145 nt
Organism: Xyrauchen texanus (razorback sucker)
Lineage: Eukaryota; Metazoa; Chordata; Actinopteri; Cypriniformes; Catostomidae
Gene: parapinopsina
Product: parapinopsin a
Exons: 4
Coding region: 1-1035 (344 amino acids)
Biological process (GO): G protein-coupled receptor signaling pathway; visual perception
Cellular component (GO): photoreceptor outer segment; membrane
Molecular function (GO): G protein-coupled receptor activity
Source: RefSeq, a predicted model, not a curated record